AUGUCACCAAGUCCGAGUGGGCAGUCGAUUGCGGCGCAAAAAAAAGCGCAUCCUAUUAUCGACUACAACAAAAGGACUUGUGCAGCGAUACCUAAGUACACAUCUCGAUUCAUCGUCUCGACUCGAUCCGAUCCUAUUGGCGCGCCCCACUGUCGCCGCGAACGAGCGAGACGCGGUGAGGGGAGCGGUGUGCGUGCAACAAGGAGAGAGACGGUGAUCUUAGUCACCGAGUGGCGUCCCACUGGGCGGGGCCGCGCCAAGGAGCCUCAGAUGCGCGUAGUGGGGCCUCAAACGAAGGAUCGCACUGCAGUCGUCUGUCGCGGCAACGACGCGCGCCCGCGACUACGCUCCGAAACCCUUACUUCUGGUGAUAUUGACUUUGUGUUGUGGACGCUGAGAAAAUGUAUCAAGUGUGAUUUUAUUUCUGCUAAA
Molecule: messenger RNA, 432 nt
Organism: Brenthis ino (lesser marbled fritillary)
Lineage: Eukaryota; Metazoa; Arthropoda; Insecta; Lepidoptera; Nymphalidae
Source: the annotation of a GenBank genome assembly